CACGUCUACUUUUCUCCUCUAUACCCCUUCGGUGGUUUUACCUAGUUUUGCUGUUAUUCUACCAUUUAAAAGAUUAAACAAAAAAUUUAAAUAGAAAUUUAAAUUAAACGUUUUAAAUAUUAUUUUAUUGGGUAUAAAAUAAUAUCUUUUCAAAAUUAAUGAUCUUUUUAAUUAACUACACCUUUGUCAAGAAAAUCUAACCUAUUAUAACGUAAAAUUUACAAUUCUUUAUAAAUAAAAAUGAAAAUAAGACAAAAUAUCUAUUUCGAUGGUCUGGGAGUGGAAACGUUACAUUAUCCUUAUAUCAGUCAAGUGAAUGUCAUUUUGACAGAUAUAAAGUCAUUUCAUCGUAUCAAGCGAUUAAAAACAAAUUUCGUCCCUGGCAAUACUUGAUAUUUAGCGAAAUUUAUAGUGCUCAGAAUAGUUUUUGACGUAUAAUUGUAUGAUACAUAAAGAUUUUCAUUGAAUAUUUAUUUGUCAAAUAAAAAUCAUAUCAUAUAUAAAUAACCAGUUAGACAGUAUUUAAAAGUGAGUCAACAGAGUAAAUCUAGAAAAAUGUCCAACAUUUAUUUUGUUAUGUCAAAGAAGGAAAAGUCUAAAGAUUAUUGUAGUGAAAAUAUGAUGCAUGCGUACUAUGUUAAGAUGUGUUGAACAUGGUAUGCAACCAGUAUGGAUCAAUAAAAACAAUCUUAAUGAAAUAGAACUUACACAAUUUGAUACCCUUGUGGUAGAAAAAUGUGAAGAAACUUCAAUUAAUCAAUUAACAAUAGCUAAAUGUUGUAUAAUUGAUCCAGAAAAUUUAAUAUCUUUUUCUUGUGCAACUCAAGAUAGAAGUCCAGUGUCUAUAGGAGUCAUGCGAGAUCUUUGUAUAUGUACUUCUUGUUUAUGUUUCGAAGAUAAGGCAUACAUACAAGCAUUAGUGAAAAUGAUGAGUGGAAAUUUUACAACAGACUUAGAUGAUAAAGUAACACAUCUUAUAACAUCAUCUGUUUUGUCUGUUGAAUAUGAAAAAGCGAUACGUAUGAAAAUACAUAUAGUUAAAAAAGAAUGGGUUAAAGCAAUAUGGGAAGCGAAUAUGACAGAUUAUGUUGAUCCAGAUGACAAGAGGUUUGAUAAAUAUAAAGUUCCUAUGUUCUAUAAUUUAGUUGUAACAACAACAAAUGUUCAGAGAUAUGAAAAGGAAGAAAUUGCACGUUUAAUUAGAGAUAAUGGAGGAAUAUAUAUGAAUGCUUUGGAUUUAGAAAUAGUUAAUAUAGUACUUGCACCAGAAAAUAGUGAAAUAAGUCCGAAGAUCAGAUAUGCAAGAGGAUCAGGUAUUGUUUGUUUAACACUAAAUUGGUUAUAUGAAAGUGCAAGAGUCGGGCAUGUUUUGCCUUUUAGGUACUAUAUAUUUGAAACAGUAAAAGAACAUUAUUUUUCAAGAAUAUUAAAUGUAUGUGAAACUCCUAGUUAUUCUACAAAUCACACAACAUAUGACAAAGAGCAAGACAAUUAUAUAGAUGAAACCGCAUUUGAAACCUCAACAAUAAGGAAUGUUUCUACUUUUUCUACAGUUGCUACAGUUUUGGAUAGACCUGCGUUUUAUGAAGCAGAUGCGGCUGGUCCAUUUUUAUAUGGUUGCGUUAUUUAUCUAGCUGGAUUCACUUCUGAUCAAAAGGAUAAACUUAACAGAAUAUUGCGUGUAGGUAGUGCAAUGCCAUUUGAUUAUGUAUGUGACAUUCUAACACACAUUAUUGUCGGGGACGAAGAUAGCGCAGCUAGUGAUCUAAAAUUAUUGAAAUCAGGAGGAUUAUGUCCAUAUGUAUUGACACUGGAGUGGUUGGAAGAGAGUAUCAAAUUAAAACGGCGCGCGCCAUUAAAAAAUUUCUUAUACAAACGAGAAGAUAGUACACUUCAAAAAGUUAUGAAACUAUCAUCUUCAUCAAUUACGAAUUCGCAACUGUUGCAAGACAGGAUGUCAGAAGAAGGGGAACAAUCAUCUAAUCUCGGUGAACAGGAGCGACAAAAUGCAAUUGUUUCAACAACUGGUAAAACGGUGCAAGAAUAUUUAAAGCAGUGUACACAUCCUUCGAUUCAAACUCCAGAAAGUCUUGGAGGAUAUAUAACACCACCUGAAACAGAUAAUAAUAGUGAUACUAUUAAUUAUAGACUAUUUGAAGGUCUGACAUUUGUCGUAUCUGACUUCUGUGACAUGAAUAAUGAUGUGCUUGAAAAUAUAAUAGCAAUGAAUGGAAAAGUAGUUCCAGAUACGUUCAUUAAGAUUCCAGACUAUGGUAUUGUGCCAAGAUGUGGUAUGACUUUAAAUUGUACAGUGAAAGAAAUUGUUACCGAUUUGUUUAUUGAAGAUUGUAUAAGACAGGAUCGAAUAGUUGAUAUUAUGUAUUAUCAUAGACCUAUAUCUGUAACAAAUCAUGUAUUAUUAGGUUGUGUUCUUACAAUCAGCACAUAUACAGGAGUUGAACGAUCGUAUCUUGUAACAUUAGCUAUGGAAUUGGGUGCAACAUACCAAGAUGUUUUCACCUGUGAAAUGAUUAUUGGAGGAGAUAUGUAUAAAAACACACAUUUAGUUUGUUCAGUACCGGAAGGGAAGAAUUAUAACGUUGCAGUAAGGUCGAAAAUACCAGUUGUUACCGCAGAAUGGUUAAAAGCCUGUGCGGCUCAAUUAACACGGGUUGACGAAACGCCAUUUCUUGUCGUAAAAAGUUUAGCCCCAUCAAAAGGCCCAAAAAGACCAAUGGAAACAGACAUAUGUUCAUUUCAAACUAACACAAAGCAAAUAGUUUUUUCUACUGAACCAAUAGCCAGUAGUUCAAAAAUCUACAACAUUAUUGUUCCAGAAGAAUAUUUUUUAAAUUUAGAAGUUCAAAAUAAUACUUUUGAUAACAUGCAGUCACCAAAUAAUGAAUACAGCUUACCUAUGAACACAACUUCUGAAUCAUCAGCAACACUAUUUCAAGAGUUUAGAUCCAUCCCUUCAUCAGAGAGAGAAAGAUCUCCUUUGAAAAGGCCAUUUAGUACACCUGUCUCAAUACUUAAAGACUGGCAGGAAGUAGAUGAAAAUUUAUCAGAGAAUAAUAAUGCAGGCGAGAUAUGACCUGCAGCAGCAAAAGAUGGUUUCAACUAGUAGAAAUUAGAAGACACAGAUGACAAUAGUAAAACUGACAAAUGGGACUAAUAUGUAAGUUAAAAGAAAGUUUUAGAUAAGCAAAGUAUGUGAGAUAUGCAAAUAUUCAUAAAGACCUAAGAACAGUAAUUGACUGUACUUCCAAAAUUAUUAUAAUAGUAUCAUUGUAUUUAUAUACAAAUGAAGAUUAUACAUCAUACAAUUAAUCGUUUCUAUAUUCAAUAUAUAAAAGUUAUUAGCUUCUACAAUACUAAAAGCAGCAGUAAGUUAAUUGUUGCACCUCCAGUUUAAUUGUAAAAUCAAAAGAAGUACUGGAUCUAUAUUUUGAAACACGAUCGAAAGGAUAAACUUUUUACUAUAACUGUAUUUGAAUAGGAAUUUGUGGUAUAAUUUAGGAAGUACGAUGGAGGUACACACUGACUAUGUUUUUUCUUAUGAAAGUGUUUUUUAUGCAGAAUAAAGAUUCUACAUCUCUAAUAGAA
Molecule: messenger RNA, 3606 nt
Organism: Bombus pyrosoma
Lineage: Eukaryota; Metazoa; Arthropoda; Insecta; Hymenoptera; Apidae
Product: DNA topoisomerase 2-binding protein 1-A-like
Exons: 19
Coding region: 626-3094 (822 amino acids)
Biological process (GO): mitotic G2 DNA damage checkpoint signaling; DNA replication initiation; mitotic DNA replication checkpoint signaling
Source: RefSeq, a predicted model, not a curated record